Mya arenaria is the source of this 2339-nucleotide messenger RNA. RefSeq names its product arrestin domain-containing protein 3-like. Gene Ontology annotation, biological process: protein transport. The record is from RefSeq and is a predicted model, not a curated record. Gene Ontology annotation, cellular component: cytoplasm. Lineage: Eukaryota; Metazoa; Mollusca; Bivalvia; Myida; Myidae. The coding region runs from base 181 to 1854 and encodes 557 amino acids. The transcript has 9 exons.
UCUUAAUCGAAGGAAAAUACAUCAGGGAAACAUAAACAUUUGUCAAUAGAUAUUGUGCUUAGGCGACUCAAAUCGUGCUUUUUAGGGAUUUUUCUUUGGGCGAAUUCUGUCAUUUGGCUUUUGUUCAGUCAUGGCACUUGCUGGAAUGUGUUGUUGUCAACUGUAGGCGCAGGCGCCGACAUGGAAGACGCUAAUCCAGUGAACGGAUCUGCAAUCAUUCGCAGGGAGAGUGAGCGUCUGUUUUGUGUGCCACCGAUACCGCAUGUGUCCAGCCCGACACAUGGUUCCCCUGGCCGCGCCAGCCGGACGCACAGUACUGGACGAGAUGGGGGUGCCGCGGGCCCGGUAACCAUGCUGCCGAAGGUGGUCGGGGGCUCGAUGGAAGAUGGUAUCUGGCACACACCGGAAGAAUUGUCCACCAUCGUGGAGGCUUCCGCGCUGCCGGAAAUGGUGAUAGGGUUCGACGGAUUCGAUCCGGAGAGUAAACACAAGGCCUGGCUGAUGGCGAUGGACUACGUGCAAAAGUUUGACAUCGAGCUAGACAAGACCGUUUACUACGCCGGCGAAGUCGUUACCGGGCAGGUCGUCGUCAUAACAACGGAAAACAUCAAGGUCAAAGGUAUCCGGUUGACGUUGCGGGGUAAGGCGCACACGGAGUGGCGGAUCAACAAGGCGGGCGAGACUCGAACUCUCAAAGAUGACGAGUACUACGUCGACGACAAGAAAAUCCUGUGGGGAAAAGACAAACAUGAAGAUAUAGCUACAAGCAUUUUGCCGCGUGGAAAACACGCAUACAAGUUCGAAUUCAAGCUUCCGGAGACGGCGUUGCCAUGCUCGUUCGAGAGCAAGAUUGGUCACGUGCGCUACUACUUUCGGGUGGUGAUGGAUAUUCCCUACGCCUCACCCCCACAGGCCAUCAAGUAUUUCACCAUAGUGGGGCCGCACAUUGACUGUAUGGAGGACAGAUAUUUGGCGCCAAAAUUUGCAGACGACAAACACCGCACGUGCUGUUUCUGUUGUAUGCGGGGUCUCGUACGUAUCCAAGCAACGUUGGAAAGAAGUGCCUACUGCUGCGGCGAACAGAUCCGAAUCAAGACGGAAAUUCAGAAUAGUAACGACGAACCUGUGUAUCUACUGUGCAAAUUCGUACAGUAUGUGGAGUACUACAUGAAUAAGGGUGUGCUGGGGAUCAUGAAAACUGUGAGUCACAAGGUAUGGGAGUACCAGGCAGAGGCUGUGCGGCCGCAGCAUACAGGCCGUCAGGACCACCUCCAGGACGAGCUUCAAGUCCCCGUCCUUCCGCCUACCAUGAUCGACGUAUGCGGUCUCAUACAGAUACACUAUGUGCUCAAGCUUCUUGUGAUCGGAGAGGAAUCUGGAGAGUUGAUGCAUCUGCAGUUCCCCAUCACCGUAGGAACUGUACCCUUCCGCAUCCCCAACAUGGCCCCGCCGGAAAUGAUGUACGAUGUGUCGGUAGACUACGUUGAGGGCGGAAAGUACAUCAGCUCCGAGUUCCAGGUCGGGCAGGUGUAUAUGGGCGACGAAGCAAACGAGGGGCAGGAGGAGGAGGUCCUCUACCGACCAAUAUACUCGUGCGUCCCCCACGACCGGAAACAUGUCACCAACACCAAGGGCGCAUGUGCAGGGGAGAGCGACACCAAAGACGGCAAGAAUGACUGUGUGUGUGAGGAGAUAAAUGUUGUGCCCAUGAAACGGAAGUCGUUGACCAAGGGGAAAUCAUUCCGCAAGGGCAGUUUAGUGAGAGGGGAAUCCAAGUUGAAACCGGAAGUGGUAACUGUGGACAAUGUGAGCACCGCCGAACCAUGGGAGGUUGUUGCCUUGAAAAAAGACUGAUCUGACUGGAUGUUGUGAAUCCUGGGCUUUGAAACAUUUUUAUAUUUUUUUCUGCACCAUGUUUUUACCAAGUGCAAAAGUGGGAUGCCAUUUAAUAUGUGCAUUUUAGAUGUUAAAUUUGCACUAAAAUAGAUAUUUCUAGUCUUGUACAAACUAUUCCACAUGUGUUCCGUGUGGCGGUGUAAAUAUUCAUUCCGAUGGAUGAUACCACAGUAUUCACCAGUGUUUUAUAUUUCCACAACUGUGCCUCAAGUUGUCUCUAUUUCGUUGUAAAAUUGUAAAAGUAACGCUUAGUUAAACGUGCAAUUAUAACUUGCCUAUAAACCCAUCGUAAUAAGUGCUCAGUAUUAGUGGUUCAAGUAUUUUAUUUAGUCCAAUUAGUAUGCUGUAUAUUUAAUAAGUUUUGUAAGAUAAUCAAACCAACCUAUUUUAAAAACAUCAAAACCACUGUCUGCGUUUCAGAAGUUUACAUGGAAUUCUUUAUU